Messenger RNA from Hemicordylus capensis (graceful crag lizard), 5919 nucleotides. Its product is annotated as retinol dehydrogenase 16-like. The transcript has 5 exons. The coding region runs from base 208 to 1161 and encodes 317 amino acids. The record is from RefSeq and is a predicted model, not a curated record. Lineage: Eukaryota; Metazoa; Chordata; Lepidosauria; Squamata; Cordylidae.
CCAAUCCAGUCCUUCCCUGUCUCUCCCCGUCGUUACCCCAGGCAGAUGAAUGGGCGGGACUGGUAUCUCCACAAAUUCCUCUUGGCCUCCAAUUAGUUUCCUGAUUGCCACGCUGCAAACAAGGCCUUGCAAAGAAGAGCGGAAGAAAGGUCGGUCAGCGAGUCGCAGGCAGCAGCUUGUCUUUACGAGCCAUAGCAAUCUUUGGCCAUGUGGUUCUACUUGGCAGCCUUGCUGGGUCUCUAUCUCCUGCGCCGUUGGUACCGUGAGAAGCAGACUGUGAGCAAUCUGACAGAGAAGUAUGUCUUCAUAACUGGGUGUGACUCUGGAUUUGGCAACCUGCUGGCCAGACAACUGGACGCACGGGGCCUCCCGGUCCUGGCAGCAUGCCUUACGCAGCAGGGGGCAGAGAAGUUGAAAGAAGCGACGUCUCAGCGGCUGCAGACCACCCUCUUGGAUGUCUGCAGCACUGAAAGUGUGGUCAAAGCAGCAGAAUGGGUGAAAAGCAUUGUAGGUGACAAAGGGCUCUGGGGACUAGUGAACAACGCAGGCAUUUCAGUCCCAACGGCCCCUAAUGAGUGGCUGACGAAGGGAGACUUCCAGAAGGUCUUGGACAUCAACUUGCUUGGCCUGAUUGAUGUCACCAUCCACAUGCUGCCUCUGGUGAGGAAGGCCAAGGGGAGGAUCAUCAACAUAUCCAGCGUAAUGGGCCGGAUUGCUUUCUUCGGAGGGGGCUACUGCCCUUCUAAAUACGGGGUUCAGGCAUUCUCUGACAGCCUCAGGCGCGAGAUGUCCUGCUUUGGAGUGAAGGUCUGUAUAAUCGAGCCAGGCUACUUCCAAACCAUGAUCACGAAUGAAAAGCUCAUCUUGGACAACUUCCAUGGCUCCUGGGAGCGGCUCCCAAAGGAGACCAAGCAAGCGUACAGCGAGGCUUACCUGCAGAAAUUACUCAAAGAAACCCGUGAAAUCCAACAUCGUUGCAGCUCCAAUCUCUCUCUGGUUACCAACUGCAUGGUGCAUGCCCUGACUGCUGAACACCCCCGCACCCGCUACUCAGCUGGCUGGGAUGCCAAGCUCAUUUUUCUCCCAAUGAGCUACAUUCCCACAGGGCUCACAGACUGGUUCUUUGCCCUGUCUUACCCCAAACCAAUACAUGUGGAAUAAAUAUUUCAUGGGAUCGUUAGAUGUGGAGUCUACAAUGAUGAGCUGGAAAUCUUGCCAGUUAAUGGGGGAACUGGUUUUUAUUUUUCUUUAAUUAUUCUUGUAGUGGAUUAUAGUCUUUGUCUCAGAGCAAGUUCACGUGAGGGAAAGAAAUGCUGAAUCAUCCUUGCUGAGCUUUCUGGAAAAGGCUACUCCUAAAAUUCUUCUAUAUUUCUGGUAGGUUCAAAAAUGGCUGCCGCUGCCACCCCUCUCUAUUACACAACUUGACCCUCCCUGCCUGGGGUGGAAAUCCCAGGGAAAACCCUUUCUUUUGCUAUUUGAAAAGUACAACAAAAACUUCCACUUGCAAGCCUACACAUGGGAAGAAAACUGAUAGCUGUUGACCAUUUGAGGUGUGUUUCCAACAGAUGGGGAAAAAACCCUUUCAGCCCCCACCCCUUUCCUGAGUUAAAAACCCACUCGGAGAGGCUUGUAAAAUGCAAAUAAAAACCAACAGUUUUAUUCAAAUGCCACAAACUGCUUCUGUCUGAGGCUUUCUCAGCUUUCAGUUACAGGAAAAAAUACUCAGUAGGUUAGGGGUGUGCAAUUCGGGUUUUCGGGUGAUUCGGCUCGGACCCGAACCGAAUCUCCCCUGUUUUGUUUUGUGCCCGAAUCUGGGUCACCCGAAUCACCCUUGAUUCGGUUCGGAUUCGGAUUUAAUCCGAAUCCGAAUCGAUUCGGGGGGGUAAAAAGGGGCCCAGGGGCAAAAUUUUGGGGUGGGGUGGUAGUGCCCAAUGGGUAGAGUCUACCACCCCAAUUUCAGGGGGAUUGGGAAAAAUCCUGAUUUUUGGUGAAUUUUUAAAGUUUUAGUGACUUUGGGGCAGUUUGGGGGCAUAGCAUGGGAUCUGGGCAAAAGGAGUGGGGUGGGGUGGUAGUGCCUAAUGGGUGCAGACAACCACCCCAAUUUCAGGGAGAUUGGGCAAAGGGCUGAUUUUUGGUAAAUUUCUGAAAUUUUCAUGUCUUUGGGGCAGAUUGGGGCAUAUUGGGGCAGAAAGUGGGGCCUGGGGCAGAAUAGUGGGGUGGGGUGGUAGUGCCUAAAGGGUGGAGGCUACCACCCCAACUUCAGGGGGUUUGGACAAAGGGGUGAUUUUUUUGAGAAUUUUUGAAGUUUUAGUGACUUUGGGGCAGUUUGGGGGCAGAAAGUGGAUCUGCCCCAAAAUAGUGGGGUGGGGUGGUAGUGCCUAAUGGGUGGAGGCUACCACCCCAAUUUCAGGGGGAUUGGGCAGAGGGCUGAUUUUUUGAGAAUUUUUGAAGUUUGGGUGUCUUUGGGGCAGAUUGGGGGCAGAAAGUGGAUCUGCCCCAAAGGAGUGGGGUGGGCUGGUAGAUAGUGCCUAAUGGGUGGAGGCUACCACCCAUCCCCAAUUUAAGAGUGAUUGGGCAGGGGGUGAAUUUUGGUGAAUUUAUUUUUAUGAGGUUUGUCUUCAUAAGGUGAAGUGUGCUAAAUUGAUUACUUCCUCAUAUUAUUCAUAGUAAAGGAAAGUGUGAAAAAGUGAAAGUGGGGUCAUGAGAGUUGUUUAAUUGAAAAAAAUCUCAUUUGCUAUGAUAGAAUAAUUCACACCUCAGAAGUUUUUUUUCUAUCAACCAUGAACCGAAUCACCUGAAUUUUUCGGGUCCAAAAUUCGGGUGAUUCGGCUCGUGCCCGAAAAAUAUCGGGGGACAUCAGGGGUGAUUCGGUUCGGCCCCGAAUCACCCGUAAUUGUUCGUUUCGGGCACAGAUCGUUCUGUGCCCGAAAUUUUUUGCACAUCCCUACAGUAGGUUACAAGAAUACUUCAAAAAGCAUCCCAGAUGAUGUUGGGGUGGCAUACUUUGUAGGAAAAUACCAAAGCGCAUUUAAAAUCUUACAGAGACUUUUGCAACAUCCUGGCUAAGUCUAAUACAAAAUCUGACUAAACAAACUUUCCCAAGACUAAAGUUCCUGAAGCCAAAAUCCUGGCUUCUUUUGUCUUGAGCUCGAAACCCUGGUUGAGAAUCAAACUCCUGGCUUCCCAGGACCUGCAGAAGGGACAUUCUCCUGCAGCCAGUUCUCAUGGCCACAUGUCCUCUCUGCACUCCCAGCCUGUUUCUCCUUACAAAGAACUGAGCUCUUCCUCCCAAUGGCUCUCUAGGUCCCACCCACCUGGUGUGUUGAUUGGCUGAGCUCUGGAGUUUACCAGCCUGUCAGUUAGGACAGGGGUCACUUCCAGUCACUUCCAGGGUUCAAUUCCAAUUCUGCAGGAGAGGGCUGGCUGGUCACUACAAUUCCUUAUUUAUUUAUCUAUUUUCCAUUCAGAGAGGAGGUUUUGGGAUCUUUUUGGCUUUUUAGGGGGGGGGGUAAGAUGCUUUCUUGGGGAUUAGCACUGCCACCUGCUGAUCACCUACACUCAAGCAAGGGCACCCCUGCAGACUCUCAAAGUGGCAGCUGCCGUGCUACUGCUGUCUUGUUUACUUGUCUACUAUAGGUGUGUCAUCGGUGCCUAGAGAGGAGAAGGAGCAGCAGCCUCCACUUGCCUUGACUUCUCCCUGCAGGCAGUAGUGCAGAUUGAGCCCAGAGAGAGAAGGCAGUUGAAUGGAAAAGAGCCAGGAUGGUGAGGAGGAGGUAGGCCAGCUCUAGUUCUGCACCCCGUACUUGUGGGGUUUGUGUGCAGCAGUUAGAUCUGGUUGCUGCAUGGAUUUAGUCUGGAGUGGCAGAAAGCAAAAGAUGAGCAAGUGGGAGCACCCAAGCAGGCAGGCAAACUGACUUGACUGGAGGGCAAAAAGGAAUGCAGGGAACUCUUCAGAACAGCUCUCCUGUUGACAUCUACAGAAGCUUGCCACUAAAUGCUGCAUCCCUUCCUGGAAGAUGAGAAAGUAAACAAUGUAAUAUUGGGGUUUAGUUUUGGGGUUUUUUUUUACAGAAAAGGAGGUGGGGAGAGAAGCUAGGCAGUUGCAAGGCAGUUAGUCUAACGUCUCUUCCAGCUGAACUGUUGGAAACCACUAUUUAAAAUUGAGCCUUUGCUCAAUUUGUAUUGAGCAGGUUCAUAAAGGAACAGAAUAUUGCUUUGAUGAAUACUAACAUCGAAACCUGUUGAGGCAGACCAAUCCAAUUUGCUCCUCAGUCUCCAUCGCAGUUUUUAGAAAGAGUGUAAAAUCUUGGCUUUUUACCCAGGCUUUUAUAUUAUUGUCUCUACUACUGCUGCUUUGUAAUUUUUAUGGUUAUAUUGUGCUUGGGUUUUAAAAAAAUCUUUUAAAUCGGAUUUGUAUUUUUAUAUUCUAGCUUAACAUUUUAAUUGUAUAAUCUUUAUAGUCUUGUGUUAACUUUUGUGUGAUCCGCCUUGAGAUAGUUUUAAUGAAAGGUGGCACAGUAUUGAAAUGCAACAGUAAAAAUAAAAUAAAAUCCUAGCAGCUGCCUUGUCCAUGCAUUUGAACAUAUAUUGGCCCAUGUAUUAGUCACACUAUUGACAUCCAGCACCAAGGUAACGACAGGGCUGGUUUUUUUCAUACUUUGUUUGGAAUAGCAGAAUGGUUUUCUGUAAGAGAAAACCUAUGUACAGAAAUCAGCUCUACAUGCAUGCUUAAUUAUUUGUUAAGAAUAUUAUCUUAUCUUAUUAUCCAUCUUAUUUGUUUAUUUCUCUGUGUAAACCGCCCUGAGCCAUUUUAGAAGGGCGGUAUAGAAAUUGAAUUAUUAUUAUUAUUAUUAUUAUUAUUAUUAUUAUUAUUAUUAUUAAUGCACAGACUGACUACAAACAAAGGCAUGACAAGGUAGCAGGGAUGGUACACUGGAACAUCUGCAAAAAAUAUAAGCUACCUGUAGCCAAAAAUUGGUGGGACCAUAAAAUUGAAAAAGUGGUAGAAAAUGAAGAUGCACAAAUAUUAUGGGACUUCCGACUACAAACAGACUAACAUCUGCCACACAAUACACCAGAUAUAACUGUAGUUGAGAAGAAAGAAAAACAAGUUAAAAUAAUCGACAUAGCAAUACCAGGGGAUAGCAGAAUAGAAGAAAAAGAAAUAGAAAAAAAUCACCAAAUACAAAGAUCCACAAAUGGAAAUUGAAAGGCUGUGGCAGAAAAAGACCAAAAUAAUCCCUGUGGUCAUUGGCGCCCUGGGUACAGUUCCAAAAGACCUUGAAGAGCACCUCAACACCAUAAGGGCCACAGAAAUCACCAUCAGCCAAUUACAAAAAGCAACUUUACUGGGAACAGCCUAUAAUCUGUGAUGAUAUCUAUAAUAACAGCAACAGCAUUGACAAUAAAAUUCAGCCAUUCCAGGUCCUUGGGAAGGACUCGAUGUCUGGAUAAAACAAACCAGUCUAACACACCUGUCUGACUGUGUAAAUAAAUACAUAUAUUUCUUUUCCACUUUUCAACUUAAGAAGGGGGUUUUCAGAAAAGCUUACAGUUUUUGAAAGUUUUGCAGACAUUUGCAGAUGACAUGAAAUUAUUCAGGCUGAUGACCCAAGCUGUCUGCGAGGAGUUUCAGAAGGAUUUUUUCAGACUUGGUGACUGCAACAAAAUAGCAAAUGAGAUUAAAUGUAAGCUAAUGUAAAGUGAUGAACUCUGAAGGGAGGAAAACAAUCCUAACUUCACAUGUAAACUCUUGGGAUCUGAGCGGGUAGUGGUUAACCAGGCCAGGGCUCUUGGGAACCUUUUGGGUGACUCAAUGAAAACAUCUUUAAUGAGUGGCUGGCAACUGUAGAAAAAUGCAAAUUAGAUUCUGGGAUUAUUGGGAAAACAUUUGAAAAUAAAAUGUUUUAUGUAAAUAUA